AUGCCGAGCAAACUUCAUCUCAAACGAACUCCAGCAGAACAGGCGGCUCAUGACCUGCGCAAAGCCCGCAAAGCUGCCCGUCGCGCGAAGAAACACUCACAUUCCCCUUCUUCUUCCCACCGCCAUCGCAAAUCCUCAAAACCAUAUUACAACGAAGCCCCGCCAGACGCAGAAGACGACACCGAUGAUGCCUAUGGACCUCCACCACCACCGAAGCCCAAAGCCGGUCCAUCGAACUACACUUAUGAAUUUGACUUUGACGACCCACCAGGGCCUAUGGAUAUGGGUAUAGACGAGGAAGAGAUUCGCGCACGAGUGGAAGAAGAACGGUUUCGAGAGAAGAUGUUUGGUGCUUUUCAGGACGACGAGAGAUUAGAUGCUGUGGAGGCCAACAUGAAUGACUAUGCGCAUGUGCCGAGGCGGUGGAGAGAAGAUGCGGUGAGCACAGGGAAGAGGGCGUAUGCAGGGGGAGCGAGUGGCUUAGAUAAAGUGCUUUGGGACAGCGCUGAUCCAGCAACUAUGGACGAGGAGGAGUAUGCGGAGUGGAUAAGGGCUGGAAUGUGGAGGAAAAAGAACGCAGCUACCAUUGAGGCCCAAGCAGCUGCUGCUGCCCGUCAAGAAGCCCUCAAAGCCGAAGCAGCCCGUCAAGAACGCGAAGCCGAAGCCAUUCGCCAUCGUAGACGUAGAGAACGUCAACACCGACGAGAGCAGGAUGCAAGAGGCGACUACGAACGUCGAUGGCUUGAACUCUUGCUUCCUUCCAAUGCUAGUGCCACCGCCACAUCUACCCCAACCCUCCUAGGGUUCUCCGACAUCCCCUGGCCCAUUCUUCACGGUAAACUACUAGGCGUCGAAGAUCUCACAUCAGAGGCUAUCUCGUCGUUCUUAUUCCCCGUGACAUUCGACGACGAAGACUCGGCGUCAAGAGCAAGUAAGAAGAAGGAAAAACUCAGGGAGACGAUGUUGAAGUUUCAUCCUGACAAGUUUGAAGGGAGGAUCAUGAAGAGGGUUAGGGAGGAGGAGAAAGAGAAGGUCAGAGAGGGUGUGAGUGCGGUGGUCAGAGCAACAAGCGCUUUGAUGCAGACGUCGAGUGGAGGGUAAAUUGAUUCGGAGGGUCGGUGUGGCUUUCUGGCCGAUGGACUGGGGCUUAGUAGAGAUGAUGGUUUGCUUUGUCCUGUGUCUCGUAGCUGUAUUAUAAUCUCGUCUUGUGUCUAUUCGUAU
Stereum hirsutum FP-91666 SS1 is the source of this 1221-nucleotide messenger RNA. RefSeq lists its product as uncharacterized. Lineage: Eukaryota; Fungi; Basidiomycota; Agaricomycetes; Russulales; Stereaceae. Gene Ontology annotation, biological process: canonical NF-kappaB signal transduction. The record is from RefSeq and is a predicted model, not a curated record. The transcript is spliced from 2 exons. Bases 1 to 1101 code for a protein of 366 amino acids.